Pecten maximus is the source of this 3857-nucleotide messenger RNA. RefSeq names its product tripartite motif-containing protein 2-like. Gene Ontology annotation, cellular component: nucleoplasm; chromatin. Bases 84 to 2150 code for a protein of 688 amino acids. Gene Ontology annotation, biological process: positive regulation of DNA-templated transcription. The record is from RefSeq and is a predicted model, not a curated record. Gene Ontology annotation, molecular function: zinc ion binding; ubiquitin-protein transferase activity. The transcript has 2 exons. NCBI's taxonomy places the organism in Eukaryota, Metazoa, Mollusca, Bivalvia, Pectinida, Pectinidae.
CAGGAAGUACCCAACAACACACCUCAUUUGUAAACACCAAGAUAUUGAAAGUAUCACCAACAUAGUGACGACUGUCAGAAGACAUGGCAGAAGCCGACCCGAGACCGGAAUACAGAUGUUUGAUGUGUACGUCACCCUACAAAGAACCGAGGCUGCUCCCUUGUGGUCAUACUUUCUGCUGCCGAUGUCUGACGUCAUACAUCGAAGCGGAACACGUCACAGCAGACGAGGACCGACACUACUUCCCUUGUCCUGUCUGUGAGGCGUCAAUUAAUCCUGAUGACGGCAAUACGGCCGUAAGUACAUGGGCGACAUGUUUUCCGAAAAAUGAUUUCCUUGUUUCCUCUAUAGCACAGUCCGCCGAUGUCCUUUUCUGUGCGCCAUGUCGACGCUGGAAAGAAUCGAACCCUGCCGAGGUCACGUGUACCGAGUGUGAAGAGAAGCUCUGUAAUCAAUGCAGAAUUUACCAUAAACGGAACAAGGCAUCAUCUUCUCAUCGACUUGUCUCCAUCUCUGGCAAUGUUGGACAACUUUGUGAUGUAACAGUCUACGAAAUCUGUCAUAAACAUAGUGGAAAACCCCUGGACGUGUACUGUGUAGACCACAGCGCUAUGUGUUGUAGUAUUUGUGUGUCGGUGUCACACAGACAAUGUAACAAUGUUAAACCAAUGGAGGAUGUGAUCAAGAAGACAAUGGCAAAACAGAGUCUCGGUGAGACAGAAUGGAAGGAGCUGACAGAGGAAACAAAGAAGAUGUUAGAUGAGGACGAUUUAGGGAUAACAACGCUAAACGCAAGAGAAAAAGAAGUUUCAGCGGAAAUGACCGACAGGAUACAGAAAGCUAAAGACAAGCUCGAUAACCUUAACGCAAGAUUUCAAUCAGACCUCGCAGGUCAAUGCAGAACAUACAGACAACAACUACUGAAUCGACGGAAGAAUGUCAACACAUUUCACAUCAACGCGGAAAAUUCACAUCUGCUGAUGUCACGUUCAGAUCAACAGUUAUCAGAGCGUCACCGAUUUUUCGUGAGAGAACAAACAAAAAAUCAGAUAUCGGGACAUUACCGACGUAUGGAUCAAAACACAAAGAAAGAAACAAAUCAGUUUGACAUCACACUGAAGCUACAGGAAACGAUUAAUGAAAUUAUGAAAAUGACAACCGCGGGAAAUGUUGACGUCACCUCGACACUUUCACCCGUGUCACAGAAUGCAAAUGGCCGUAUAUGUUCCUUGAUAGGAUCUUUGCUUUUGACGCCUUCAGCUUCAGCAUUUUCGGACUCGACUUCGACUUCCGAUUUGACGGGUUCUCUGCAGCAUCUGACAGUCCAGACUACUCCAGUAACGGCCGCGGUGGAUGUAUGGACCGGGUCGGUAUCUUGUGUACAUACGGUUAACACCAGCACACUUAGAGGAGAGGACACGCCUUUGUUGAUGGGAGGAAUCUUUACUGACAACAAUGAAUUACUUAUUACAGACAACUGUAACCGUAGACUCCUACUGUUUGAUGAUAAAUAUUCCUACACGAGAGAAUAUAAAGUUAGUGGUUGCCCUACAGAUAUAGCACGUGGACGUACUGCUGAUGAGAUAUUUGUGGCUUUAGACCAGAAACAGAUACUGAGAUGUACACUACAGAAUGGUCAGCUGUCCGUGAUCAACAAGAUCAGAAGUCCCCCUAAUACCUGGGGUAUAGCAGUACUCGGGGACAACAUCCUGGUCGAUACUCCAGAUAGUGUGAAGGUUAUGUCUAUCGAUGGGAAGGUCACCAAGUCAAUAAAGAAGAGAGGAGGUAACAUAUACCUCGCAGUAUCUACAUCUAAGUCCACUGUAUACCACAUAGAUAACAAUGACGUUGUGUGUAGACGACUAGACAGUGACGCAGUAGUCUACAGGUACAGGGAUCCUGGUCUGAGAGAGCCUGUAGGUAUCGGACUGGACCGGGAUAACAAUGUGUAUGUUUGUGGUUACGGUACCGGAACCGUUUACCUCGUUUCACCUGACGGGUCACGUGGGAGGGUAUUACUGUCCAAGCUGUCCGGUAUCACCUGUCCGUGCUGUAUAGUGGUCCAUCCAACCAAACAGGAGUUCGUGGUUACUUAUAACCAGGAAUCUACUGUACUGGAGGUGUAUAAAUUCAGUGACGACAACAUAUAAAUACUUUUAUGUAGAACAUCAAUGCGGAUGGAUCCGGUAGAGUAACUAGUGUGGGUAAGAUUCGUUAGUCCGAAUUAAUCCGAAUCCCUGUUGAUGUAACGUCGUGCAUAUAGUAUUGGGAUCUUUUUGUACAAAUGUAUUACUGAAAGUUUUUGUUAAUUUGAAAUUGAUGUUCAUUGCUUUAUCUGAUUCCCGAAAUACAUUCACUGUAUUACAUUACAGAUGUAUAGCAGGUUCAGGUUCGUUAGUCCGAAUCCCGAUAGACAAUCACCAUUAUACCGUAUUAAGUAUAGUAUUACAGAUGUACGUAUGGUUCGUUCUUCCGAGACCCGGUACACUUAGACAGUAUUCUUUAUCAAGUAUAUCAAGGACAGAGGUUGCUAGUAGCCUUAUGGGUUUCCCCGUGUGGUAACCCCCAACCCUCUCAUCUCGUUUUUAAUGCCGUUAAAAAAAUUCAAAUUUUCCAAUUUCCCGAGUUAUAUAAACCUCUCAUUUCCCAAUCUAGCCCGAGUUUCCUCUGGCCCUGACACCAUGCCUGGGAGACAUGUGUCAGGGCCAGAGGAAACUCGGGUUAGGACUACAUUGAUGUUCUGGGGUAAAUCAAUAUCUCAUUUAUCCAUAUAUGUAAGGUAUGUGUUAUGUCACAUCCGAUUUUAUUGUAUUUGUACCAAAUUCUUAACGACACCAAACGGUGUCGGAUAAUUCCACGUUUUCAUAUAGUAAUGCGCUCUGGCCCUACACCAGACAUGGUGUCAGGGCCAGAGGAAACUCGGGCUGUAUUUUCAAUCAGAUUACGUACAAGGUCAAUAGAACAGAAGAAGGAAACACAAAUAACGUGAUAGCCUUUCAUAAAGGUUUUGUUUAUUUAAUUUAGCGUCUUGUUAAAAACCAGUCCGUGACCAGUCCUGAGUCAUUUCAGGACUACCAGGUUUAAUUUUGAAGGUGGAGGAAACCCUGAGUAUCAGUACGGUCAGUACUAGACAAUUACCCAAACAAUCUCAGGGUUAGGAAUCUACGCCACAUGCAUGGCCACGGUAAGACAAAAUGGCGUCUCCACGGCCCGUUCCGGAUUAAGUACUUGCACCGCGGCCCCUCAUUUUUCCUCAAAUCCAAAGGUCGAUUACAACAUCGGUUCCUGAACCGUACCGAUUCGGACUAGACUACCCCCUAAUCUGGACUGAGAAUGCAGGUAAAAUAUUACGUGACACCAGUGAUUCCCAUUAUACCAAAAUAGAUCGACAUGGUCUAUGCGUUGUGAAUGGAUUGUGUAGUCAAUCAAUACCAUAUGAAAUAAAGUUAAAUUGACAUAUUGAAUAUGAAUUUUAUACUACUCGUCAUUGUAUGUUUGUUGUCGACAUGGUAAUUGUUUACAUUUUACCUUGAACGAUACGGCGUAUAUUGGUUAUUUUACUCUUUUGUUUUAUCCAAGUGACACUUUUCUUUCUCCAUAUUUUUAUCUUUAUACUAAUGCGUUAUAUCAAAUAUGCUUUUAAUGUUGAAAAUAUCUGUUAAAUACGAUUGAAAAAUAUAUGGUUAUAAGAAAUAUAACAAAAUAUGAAAAAUACAUCUUGUGGUUUUACCAUAUUAUGAAAAUGUGAAGUUUAUGUUAGUAAUUAUAGUCAGUCUAGUGUAUUAUAUUAACUUCGUUUUUUUCACGUUUUUAAUUGUCUUUUGGCAUAUGGAAUAAAAUCAGAUAUUGUAAAAGUU